GACCUGGAACUCCCCGCCUUCUCCCAAUAACCGCCUUUGCCCCAGCCCGAUACCCUGGGGCACAGAGUGCCGGACUACCCCAUUGGUUCCUACACAUCAAGGCCUGCAGACUGUAGCCUGGCCAUUGGGGGGCGUCAGGAUCGCAUCCUCCAGCUGAUUCGCGAGGUGAGACGCCGGAGACUGGCAAAGAGAGGGGCUCAUGGGGUAGCGCCUGCAUCUCCAGGUUUGCAGUAGCUAGCACCGACCAGGAACCUGGGUUUUUGAAGCACCAAGUCUUAGAAUCUUGGAAUUCUAGAACGCUAAAAUCUCCACGUUUCCCUGAAUCUUAUCCUCUCUUACGUGUCAUAGAAUCUUUAGAAUCAUAGAACCCUAACAUCCAGAACCAUGUAGCUUACCAAAUCCCACAUGCUGGGGAGAAAUGAGAUGUAAAAAAAGGGGUAGAGAAUAGCUGUGUGUGCUUUUUCUGUAUGUGCCUCAGUUUCCUUAUCUGUAAAAUGGGAUAACACGCAUCCACUUAGUAAGUAUUCCAGCGUAACAUGGGCUACCUGAUGGCCUCUCAAACCUUGCCAAAUGCUGGGGCAGCCAGGAUUUGGUCUCAGGAGCUGAAUUUCUAGGGAAGUGAUGAUGAGACACUUGUGAUGAAUAGUUGAGAAAAUUCAUGAGGGAAAGUCAUAGGUGGAGAGCCACUCUGGGCCCAGGGGGCUUGAUCUAGAAGAGCAAAUGAAAGGUGGCAUGGAUAGGCAUUGGAGCCCAAGCUAUGCCCCAAAUCUUUAAGUUGCCUUUACUGUGUCUGGGAAGGCCCUUCUGGUCUGGUGCCCGCAGACCUCACUAGCCUUGUCUUGUGUCACACCCUGCUCUCCCUCCAUCUCUGAGUUUCAACCGUAUUGGCCCCUCAGUUCUUCAAAUGUGCCAGACUCCUUUGCUUCUACAAGCCUUUCAUGUGUUGUUCCCUGUCUCUGGAAGUCUUUCUUCACUCUUUGCCUUAUAAAUUCUUGAGACUUUAGGACUCCAGUUAAAUGUCACUUCCUCUGGAAGGCCAGGUUUGGAAUCCCUCCCAGACUAGUUCAUAACACCUGCUCUCAUAGCAAUUGUGACUAAAUUGUAAUUAUGUGGAUUUGUUUAGCAUCAGUCUUCUUUGCCAGUCUGUAAAUCAUGCUUGUGCAGACACUUAUAUCCACAGCGUCUAAGACAGCGCUUGGCCUAUGAUGGUUGUUCGAUAAAUCUUUGUGGAAUCAGUAAUGAAUGAAGGGCCUUGUGGCUAAAAGGAGGAUACUGGUAACUGGAGGGUGUGCUUUGCAUCUAAAUGUUCAAAGGGAGGCAGCUGCUAGGAGCUAAAAGACCAUGGACUUGAAGCUGUACAGUUCCUAGUUUGAAUCCUGGCUCUCCUUAGGUGGAUGUUGGAAUCCUUCAUUUUUCCAUUUCAAUUGGGUUGUAACAAUCACCUUUCCUUUUACUGAUGUGACCCUGACAUGUACAUUUAUUCAUUUAUUGGACAUCCAUCUCCCCAUCAGAAUGUGAGCUCAGUGAGGUCAGGGACCUUGUCUGUCUUGUUCAUUGCCGAAUCCCCAGCAUCAAGAGUACCUAGUAGACGCUCAGUGAUGACUCGCUGAAUGAAGGGAUAAAUGAGGCCAUUGUUACCUGCAACACGUUGUGUUCAAGACCUUCCAACACAGUAGCAGGGUCCAUUCUCCAUCCUUGUGCAUGUUGCACUCACAUGGUCUGGGUGUAUUAUGUGCCAUUAUUAUGUGCCAUGGCUGGCACUUGUGGCCCAAUAGCCAGUGUUCCUUGGCUGAUGGCUGUUUAUUUUAUUUAUUGUAUUGUAUUUUUUAAAUAUUUAUUUUUGAGAGAGAGAGAGAGAGGGAGAUAGAGUGUUAAUGGGGGAGGGGCAGAGGGAGAGGGAGACACAGAAUCUGAAGCAGGCUCCAGGCUUCGAGUGGUCAGCACAGAACCCGACAUGAAGCUAGAACCCAUAAGCCACGAGAUCAUGACCUGAAGUCAGAUGCUUAAAUGACUGAACCACUCAGUUGCCCCUAUUUUUUAUUUUUUAAAGUUUAAUUUUAUUUAUUUUGAGAGAGAGAGAGAGAGAGAGAGAGAGAGAGAGAGAGAGAGAGAGAGGAAGUGAGCAAAGUGAGCAGGGGACGGGCAGAGAGAGGGAGAGAGACAAUCCCAAGCAGGUUCCUCAAUGCAGCAUGGGGCUCCAUCUCACGAGUAGUGAGGUCAUGACCUGAGUCAAAAUCAAGAGUCUGACUGAGCCACCUGACUUAUGGCUGUUUAUUAUUGUUCUUCCUCACUGGUCUUUAUCUUUUCAGAAUAUCCAACUCAUUUUUAAAAAAUGUUUAUUUUGAGAGUACGAGCAUGGGAGAGAGUGGGGGAGGGGCAGAUAGAGGGAGAGAGAGAAUCCCAAACAGGCACCAUGCUCAAUGAGGAGCCCUAUUUGGGGCUUGAUCUCAGGACUGUGAGAUCAUGACCUGAGUUGAAAUCAAGAGUCAGAGUUGGAGGCUUGACUGACUGAGUUACCUAGGCGCCCCUCCAACUCAUUUUGUACACUGUGGCCCAAAGGCUACAUCUUCCCAGCCUACACACUGAUCUUACCCCUCUUGCUCAGAACUCUGUGACUCCCUAGUGUCCUCAGAAUCAAGUCCAAGCUCCUCAGCUUGGCCUUCAAGGCCCUUGCUAACCUCCUCAGCUGUACCUUCUAUCUUUUUGGCCUCUGGACUUCUCUCCACAUGCAGCACCUGUUCUCUGCUUGGCCUCUUUUCCCAUCUGGUCUGCUUGAUGAGUUCCUGCUUGUCCCAACAUUCAUCAGUAGUCACUUUUUCAAAGAAAUAAUAAAAUUUUGAGAACCGCUUUAGGUUGUGAUCAUACGUUAUUUCUAAUCCUGACAACAAUCCCCUUGGGACAGGGGCUAGUAGCUCCAUUUUACAGGUGAGAAGACUGAAGCUCAGAGAGGUCGAAGGACUUGCCCAAAGUCAUAUAGCUGAGGGGAUCAUAUAGCUUGUCUGUCUAGCUUCUGAAUUUGUCCUCUGUCUACUCUUCCCUGUUUUUUCUGUCGUCUCUGCACAAAACUAAUUAUUCCUUUACGUAUCUGCAGGAUGCCUUUAUGAUGCCUUUAUCAUACAGUGUGUCUGUUCACUCUGUUUUUCCACCAGAGUGAGAGCUCCUUGAGGACCCUCUGUGGUCCCUGGUACCUACCACAGGGCUUGGCAUAGUUCUAGCCAUUAUACGCUUUUAUAGAAUGACAAAAGAAUUCUGGAAUCUAGAAUCAUAGAAACCUGCUCCUUUCACAUUUGUUAGAAUCUUUAAUGCUUUGGAUUUUUGAACCAUGGAAUUUUAAAAACGAUUGCCUGAUUCAACCCCUACAUAGAGCAGGGAUCCUCUUGACCACAUGGCCAUUUGACUGUAUCUCUUAAACCCCUGUUUGGAUGGGAUGGCCUUGGCUUUAAGUAAACUUAAUGUAACGUAUUCCUUUUUUUUUUUUUUUUUAGUGUUUAUUUUAUUUUUGAGAGAGAGAGUGCGCAGGUGAGCCCAGGGAUGGGGAGGGGCAGAUAGAGAGGGACACAGAGGAUCCGAAGCAGGCUCUGCGUUGACAGCAGAGAGAGCCCCAUGCAGGGCUCAGACUCAUGAACCUUGAGAUCAUGACCUGAGCUGAAGUCAGACCUUAACUGACUGAGCCACCCAGGUGCCCCCUCCAUGUAACAUAUUUCAAUGGAAACUGUGUGGCUGCAGGAAAUUGCUUCUGGGGGAGUAUGAGUUGUGACUAGGAGUAGAGGGUGGGCUUCUCACAAUUGGCUUUUUUGGAGGUGAUCAGAUUGAGGAUGUGUGUCAUGGUGGUGUGACAUUUUGUCCUUCCCUUGUUCCUACAUGUGACUACCCAGGACCCUUUUGAGCCCAGCUUGUUCUUGGUGUCCAACCCCAGUCAUGUUUUUGCUUGCACACACAUUCUGACUGGGACACAGAAGAUCCAGGCUGUGAUUUUCACCCAACGUCUCAGAGCAAGUGUUAGCCUUUUGGUGUGAUGUCAUAGGGAAGGAGAGGAGGGGCUGGAAAAACAACUAGCCUUUUGGUGUGAUGUCAUAGGGAAGGAGAGGAGGGGCUGGAAAAACAACUAUUCCUCUCCUAGAACUGGAAGUCUCGCUCCUUCCAGUGGUUUCAGGCUGGAGCUCAGUGAGAAUAAGGACACUUUUUGGCAGGUGGAUGUGAACUCAGAAAGGAACAAAGUUUUUGGAGAAUCUAUUUUACUCUAAGAUGUAUUAAGCAUCUACUAGAUGUACAACCACAUGGAACAAUGCUGGGGUGUUGCAAGGUUAUAAAUGAAGUUAUGAGGUUAUAAAUGGAUUAAGAAUGGUAAAGUACUUGGAACAGGCCUGGCACAUGGUAGGUGAUUUUGUCAUUUUUUUUUUUUUAAUUUAUUUUUUAAAAUUUACAUCCAAGUUAGUUAGCAUAUAGUGCAACAAUGAUUUCAGGAGUGGAUUCCUUACUGCCCCUUACCCAUUUAGCCCACCCCCUUUCCCACAACCUCCCCAGUAACCCUUUGUUUGUUCUCCAUAUUUAAGAGUCUCUUAUGUUUUGUCCCCUCCCUGUUUUUAUAUUAUUUUUGCUUCCCUUCCCUUAUAUUCAUCUGUUUUGUAUCUUAAAGUCCUCACAUGAGUGAAGUCAUAUGAUAUUUGUCUUUCUCUAAUUUCGCUUAGCACAAUACCCUCCAGUUCCAUCCAUAUAGUUGCAAAUGGCGUGAUUUUGUCAUUGUUAGGGUUUCUGAGCCUCACUUCCCCCAGUCUCUGGAGUAGGGAUGAUGUUAUUGGCCUUACAGUGUUGUAGGGAAGAUUCAUUGGAAUACUUAGUAAUAAUAAUUGUAAUAUCAAUAGCCAAUGUUUACUGAACAUUUCCUAUGGGCCUGACAUCGUUCUGAGCGCUUUAUAUGAAUUAGCUUGUUGAAUCUUCAUAACAAUCCAAGAGUCUUAAUAAAAAUCCUUACAUGAUUCCCAUUUUAUAAAUGAGAAAAUCAGGUUAAAUGACUUGCCCAAAGUCACAUGAGGAAAGAGCAGAGUCAAGAUUUGAGCCUGGUGGUGGCAGUCACUGCCUCCUAAGCCCCUGGGUGCCAGCAUACUGUCCCUGGCGUUUUAAUAUAAUAUCUGGUUUAAUCCUCAUAACAACCCUACAGGGAUGGUAUUAUUAUCCUAUGUAUCCUUACAUUGUGGCUGAAGGUGUUGGAGCCCAGAGAGGCAGGCGAUCUUCCUGGGGACGCCCAGCAUGAGUCUGUGAUAUCAGCAUUCAGGACCUGCUUCUGCUCUGGCCCUGAUUGGGGGAUUUCUGCCUUCUUUCUGCAUUUAUCCAAUACAAGGAGGUCUUACCUCCGAUGGCAUUUAUGACUUCAGCUAUUGGGAAGCUCCCCCUUAGGGCAAGCUGAAAUCUGUCCCCUCUGAGCUCUGGGCCCCAGGGACCUCACAGAGCUUCUUAGGGUUAGCCAUACAAGUCCUUACUUCUUCCUCCUCUAGAUAUUGUUUGUUCCUGGCCCCUUCUUAUCCUCCAAACUGCUGUAGACAACCAAUGUGUACAUUGUCAAAUCUGGCCCAUUUAUGAAGAGGGAUUGAGUUGACUGUCCUCCUUGUCCUGGGCACCAACUCCUAUUGACCAAAACCUUUAGCCUCAGCCUGGCAGUGUUGAAAACUCCAGGUGAGAUCUAUAUUCAGUAUGUUGACUUUUUAUUUUUAUUUUUGAGAAAGAGACAGAGUGUGAAUGGGGGAGGGGGAGAGAGAGAGGGAGACCCAGAAUCUGAAGCAGGCCCCAGGCUCUGAGCUGUCAACACAGAGCCGGAUGCAGGGCUUGAACUCACGAGCUGAGUGAUCAUGAGCUGAGCCAGAGUCGAAUACCUAACCGACUGAGCCAUGCAGGGGCCUCUUGACUUUUGAGUGGAAGUAAAGUGGUUUGUGGUUUUAGAGACCAGCUCCAGAUAUGCUCUUGUUCCACCCCCCCCCUCCCCCCCUGCCCCUGUUUGGGGAAAUCAAACUUCCCUGGGUUUCUCAGCAUUCUCAUAAAAAGCCCUGGUAGCUUCUUGAGACUUUUCAAUACCCUGAGGGUAAAAUCUGUAGUCAUCUGUGUAGUCAAUUGCUAUGAUCCAAAAGAUAAUAAAACUUAUCUCUUUCUGAGAGGCCUAAAUGAUUAUAGCCUGUAUAAUGUUCCUAGGUUAAGCCUCUGAGGUGCCAGGAAGCCUGGGGUAUGUUCCUAAGUGGGCCAGCAUGUAACAUGCAAGCACUUCAAGUAUUCAAGAAAAAAUGAGCCUCAGAGCUUGGAGACAAGUUCAAAGACUUGUCAUAUUUAAGGUUUACUUAUGCUUUUGAGACUGCAAUUCAUUGUUUAUCUGGACACUGCUUUGGGAUUUAACAAAUUAUUAAAAGGAAUGGGAGUUUCAGUUCAUAAAUAAAACUUUUGUAGGGUGACAAAUACAAGAAUGCCCUGCUUAAAUAACAGAGUUCUUUUUUCUCCCUAAAUUCUGCAUUUUCCUAGGAUUUUGAUCAAGCACAUAAGCACAAAUCUAUAGUUAAUCAACAAGGCUUAAUAAGACAAUCUUUAAUAUUCAUCUAUUAUAAGAUCAUUGAGAUUAUAGAGCUGUGCUAUCCCAUUUGAUAGCCACUAUAAACAUGUGGCUCUUGAGCACCUGAAAUGAGGCUAUUCUGAAAUGAGAUUUGCCCUACGUGUAAUAUACACACUUGAUUUCAAAGACUUAGUAUGAAAAAGAAUGUAAAAUAUUUCGUUAAUUUUUUUUAAUGUUUAUUUUUUGAGAGAGUGUGAGCGGGGAAGAUACAGAGAGAGAGGGGGGCACAGAAUCUGAAGCAGUCUCCAGGCUCUGAGCUGUCAGCAUAGAGCCCGACAUGGGGCUCGAACCCAUGAGCUGUGAGAUCAUGACCUGAGAUGAAGUCAGAUGCUUAACCUACUGAGCCACCCAGGUACUCUUCAUUAAUAUAUUUUUAAAAAAUUUAUUUAUUUUUGAGAGAGAGGGAGAGAGAGAGAGAGAGAGAGAGAGAGAGAGAGAGAGUGAGUAGGGGAGGGGCAGAGAGAGAAUCCCAAGCAGGCUCCAAGCUGUUAGCACAGAGACGUGGGGCUUGAACUCAUGAACCAUGAGAUCAUGACCUGAGCUGAAAUCAAGGGUCGGACGCUUAACUGAUUGAGCCAUCCAGGCACUCCAAUAAAUUUUUUUUAAAGUUAGCUCUAUGCCCAAUAUAGGGCUUAAACUCACUACCCUGAAAUCAAGAGUUGCAUGGUCUAUGUCAGUAGGAUGCCCCACAUUAAUAAUUUUCAAAUUGGUUACAUGUCAAAUGAUAGUAUCUUGGAUACAUUAGGUUAAAUAAAAUAUAUUCUUGAAAUUAAAAAUAAGUAAAUAAAAACAAUCAAACAAAAGAUGAGCUGAGAUGGGCAGGGAUCUACCUGGCUUCUGGGGAGAUUUAUUUACUUGGCAAAGAGUUGCAAUAAAAAGAUCUUCAAGGAGGGUAGGGGAACAGUUGAUUUCUACUCCUUGAAAGGAAUUCUUCCUUGUUGCUCACCUAUAAGGUGUCUGGCUACCCUCAUGGGAAAAUUGACCUGGCUCUCAUCCCAUCAUCCUAUGGCACAGGACAUUUACUGCUUGCUGGGAGAUAUUUAAUAACUCUGUCUCUUCUUAUUAAAGAACACCUCAUGUGCACAUUUGGGAUAAAAUUAAUAAAAAUGAACAUUAAAAACCCAAGAGGCAAAAAGAGAGUCCAAAGGGGGAGAUUAAGACUGAAACAUAAGCAGGAAUUCAGAUUAAGACAGAAUGCCAUUGAGGGAGAAAUGAACAAAUACAGGGAAAAGCUGAGAGAAAGUGACUGCGAGGCCAAAAGAAAAGGACCCAGUGAGCUUGUGUGUUUAUUCAUUCAUUGAGUAUUUAUUGUGUACGUGCAGUGUGUACACACUUUAUUCUAGGUUGGAGACAAGCAGUGUAAAAAAUUUAUAUUCCAGUAGGAGGAAUCAGACUUUCAAGAGCCAAUAAGUAAAAUGUUGCUUGUCAGAUGGUAAUAAAUUUUAUGGGGGAAAAUAGAACAGGCAAGGGAAAUGUGAGAUUUAAAAUCAAGGAGUUAGGAAAAGCCUCACUGAAAAGGUGACACCAGGUAAUGAACUGAGGCAGAACAGGAAAGAAACCAGCUGUACAGAGGUUUGAAAGAGUGUUCCAGGCAGAGGGGACAGCAAGCCCAAAGGCCAAGGCUGGAGUGAGCAGGUGGGGAGGGGUGAGAGAAGAGUAACAUAGGGCCUUGAAGGGCACAGUGAGGACUUUGGUUUUCAUUCUGAAUGAUACGUAAACUGAGAAUCGAAGGCUAAGCAUGUAAAGGCCUGAAGCUCUCAGGGCAGAAUCAACUUCUUGGCUGCAGGCCCUGGAUUCAGUUCAUUAAUUUAUUCAACUGUCCCUCUAACAUUCAUUUUCCAAGCACUUAGGGAAGCCGGCUUUGCCCCAGGGAUUCUGCUGGGCACUGGAAAGGCCAGCAGGGAAAAGCCUUUCUCCUCAAGUCUGGAGGAAGAAAAGCUUUCACGGUGGGCUGAAGUCCUGUCCUCCUGCAGUGUGAUCUUGGAGAGCCAUAAACUUGGGGAGUCCGUCAUGUCGGCCGCGCCCGGUCUCCUGCACCAGGAGCUGUCCUGCCCGCUGUGCCUGCAGCUGUUUGACGCGCCUGUGACGGCCGAGUGUGGCCACAGCUUCUGCCGAGCCUGCCUGAGCCGCGUGGCAGGGGAGCCGGCGGCGGACGGCACUGUGCCCUGCCCGUGCUGCCAGGCACUCACGCGGCCACAGGCGCUCAGCACCAACCUGCAGCUGGCGCGCCUGGUGGAGGGGCUGGCGCAGGUGCCGCAGGGCCACUGCGAGGAGCACCUAGACCCGCUCAGCAUCUACUGCGAGCAGGACCGCGCGCUCGUGUGCGGCGUGUGCGCCUCGCUCGGUUCGCACCGCGGCCACCGCCUGCUCCCCGCCGCCGAAGCCCAUGCGCGCCUCAAGACGCAGCUGCCACAGCAGAAGAUGCAGUUGCAGGAGGCGUGUAUGCGCAAGGAGAAGAGUGUGGCCGUGCUGGAACAUCAGCUGUUGGAGGUGGAGGAGACGGUGCGUCAGUUCCGGGGGGCUGUCGGGGAGCAGCUGGGCAAGAUGCGGGUGUUCCUGGCUGCACUGGAGGGCUCCUUGGACCGUGAGGCAGAGCGCGUGCGGGGUGAGGCCGGGGUUGCCUUGCGGCGGGAGCUGGGGAGCCUGAACUCCUACCUGGAGCAGUUACGGCAGAUGGAGAAGGUGUUGGAGGAGGUGGCGGACAAGCCACAGACUGAGUUCCUCAUGAAAUACUGCCUGGUGACCAGCAGGCUACAGAAGAUCCUGGCAGAAUCACCACCGCCUGCCCGGCUGGACAUCCAGCUUCCUGUCAUCUCAGACGACUUCAAAUUCCAGGUGUGGAGGAAGAUGUUCCGGGCUCUGAUGCCAGCUAUGAAGGAACUGACCUUUGACCCGAGCACAGCCCACCCGAGCUUGGUGGUGUCUCCCUCCGGCCGCCGCGUGGAGUGCUUGGACCAGAAGGCGCCCCCGGCCGGAGAGGACCCGUGCCAGUUCGACAAGGCCGUGGCGGUGGUGGCACACCAGCUGCUGUCUGAUGGCGAGCACUACUGGGAGGUGGAAGUGGGCGAUAAGCCACGCUGGGCACUAGGCGUGAUCUCGGCCCAGGCCAGCCGCCGAGGCCGGCUGCACGCUGUGCCCUCGCAGGGCCUCUGGCUGCUGGGGCUACGCGAAGGCAAGAUCCUGGAGGCGCAUGUCGAAGCCAAGGAACCGCGCGCGCUGCGCACCCCGGAGAGGCGGCCGUUGCGCAUUGGGAUCUACCUGAGCUUUGGCGAUGGCAUCCUCUCCUUUUAUGAUGCCAGCAACGCUGACGCCCUCGAGCAGCUCUUUGCUUUCCACGAGCGCCUGCCGGGGCCUGUGUACCCCUUCUUUGACGUGUGCUGGCACGACAAGGGCAAAAAUGCUCAGCCGCUGCUGCUUGUGGGGCCUGAUGGUGAGGAGGCCUGAGCUGCCUGCCGGAUUGGGGAGGGGCGCAGGGUCCUGCAGGCCUGGAAGGAGACGGGUGGGCAGGGGACAGGUUGCGAGGGCUGAAGGCAGGGCCAAGGGGGUUGGGGACUGGGAACUCGGGACUCCAAAAUUUCUGAGAAGUUAAGGGUUUCAGGGGCUGGGUGGCUGUGGGGAAGGAAGAUCUAAAGUCAGGUCACUGAGGAAAUUCCAGUUUGGGAACCAGGAAGCCCAAGGAUUCCAGGAAGAAAUUGAAGUUCAGGGGAGGAGUGAAAAGGGCAGGAAUAUGGGGGAAGGGGGACUGAAGAACUCUGUAGAGCAAGGAACCCCUCACAUUCACCUCACAUUCCCCUCCUUCUUGGUGGCCUUGGGGCAGGGGUUCCAGAUUCACCAUACAGAAAGAUCUUUCACUUAGUGGUUCUCCAACUUGGCCAGGCAUCAAAACCACAUUUUCAAAGCAUGUAACAGUGACUUGUUAAAGCAGAGUGUUGAGUUUCUGGUUCACUAGGUCUGGCGGCAGACCAAAAUUUAGUUUUUGUAACAAGUUCCUAGGGUGAUGCUCUUGCUGCAGGUUACAAGUGGGGUCACCUGGAGAACUGCUGACUUAAGACACUGGUCUGUUCAAUCAGCUUCCGUUAUACGGAGUCUGUUAUCGAUAACUAUCAGCUCUCAGGCAUAGGAAAACCACAAUAUAUUCCUCUGGAGAUCGACAGCCAUUUGAAAACUGCCAGAGCCCAUGCUGAGUGAAUAAACUGACCCCCAACUAUUUCUCUCUGCCUCUGGAAUAUAUUUACUGAGUGUCUUGGACGUUGAAGAAAUACCCCAAGUUGCCAACCAAGAGGAAAAGCCUGAUGUUAACUCCAGCCUGGGCCCUGCUGCUUGUGGAGAAUAGAAAGCUAUUCCCCUAUCCCUCCACCCAUUGGCCCCUCACUGCUUACUUCCUGGUUCACACAUUCUUUGGUUUUAGCUCAAAGGCCCAUUUCUUGGACUCUGGAGUAACCACUGACACCCAGAGAGUCCCUCUUACUUGGAGGGGCCUUGGGGGACUCAGGCAGGUGGGAUUAGAGGCUACUGCCCCUCCUGUCAUGAGAGAAGAUGAUGGUGUGGGGCCAUUUGCUCUCCCAGGUCAGGGAUGCUGCUGCUGAUGUGUGAAAGGGCCUGGGGAGUCCUGGAAACUGGUGCCAAUAUGGGAAUUUUCUUGGGGGUUAGAGAGAAAAGAAAGUGGGUAGGAUAAGGGAGGCCUCAGGUCUGGCUGUGUCUCCCAGAGGAAUAGGUCUGGGGAGAAAGGAUUAAUUUGAGAAGUUGUUUCAUGAUAGAAAGUAAAAUAAAAGGGUUAGUUGGCUGUGAAAUCCAGUGGCAUUAAUAGAGAUGAUUAUAUUCAGACUCUUUCCCCAUUAAAUCUGUGUGAAAGACAAAUGACCUAUUGCCUAUUGUCCACCUGGCUUUCAUUCUUGGCCCAUUUAAUAUUUCUUUAAUUUUUUUUAACGUUUAUUUAUUUUUGAGGCAGAGAGAGACAGAGCAUGAACGGGGAGGGUCAGAGAGAGAGACACAGAAUCUGAAGCAGGCUCCAGGCUCUGAGCUGUCAGCACAGAGCCUGACACGGGGCUCGAACUCAUGGACCAUGAGAUCAUGACCUGAGCCGAAGUCGGACGCCCAACCGACUGAGUCACCCAGGCGCCCCGACCCAUUUAAUCUUUCUAAAAACACAAAUGUUGUCCUAUGAUCCAGUUGCUCAAAACUUUCAAAAACUCCUUGCUGCCUGCAAGAAAAAGCCCUAGAUAUUUGGCCCUGCAUCUGAGAUACCCUGCUAUUCUCCAGCCUCAUCUUGUGCCACUUUCCUGCAUACAUCUUCACUCUGGCCCUACUGAACUCCUGGGGUCCCUGCAGCACCAAAGCACACAACUAUCUGUUAGGAAUGCCUUUUGCCUCUCACUCACCCUACAGGAAUUUCCCCCAAACCACCUUCUCCUAUCCUCUCUUGACCUUAGCACGUCUUUGCAAGGUGCAUUCCAUUGCACUCCCUGUCAUGAGCUGGUGAUGUCCAAGAGCCCAAAGCUACUUUCUGAGGAAUUGGGUACUUUGAGAAACAGAUGUCAAGACAGCAUUAAAUGUGCAAGGAUUUUAUGAAGGAAGAUGCCCAUGUGGGAGCAAAUGGGGCUGUCAGAUUGUGAUGCCAGUCUGGCCCUGAGUGAAGGAGAGACAGCAGGAAGGUUGGGUGGCAGUGUCCUCAGUAGUUGUGGGGGUUUCUCUACAAGCUACCUGUGCAAGGAGCCUGCGUGUGCUCAGAAGGGGCCUGCCUUUGUGUCCCUGCCAUGCUCUGUUACUGCCGGGAGCAGCCUAUGGGAUGGCUGUCACAGCUCUUCAGCUGCUGCCCUCAGUCUUUGCUCCCCUUUGUUGGAGUUCUAUCAGGAAAAUUUCUUUUCACACCCUCCACAGGUUCCUUCUACAUAAGGUUACCCUGGCUUGAGCUUGUGCAUUGAGGGAAGUGACGUUGUGACAUGGUCUGUGGCUGCCUGAGUGAGAGAGGGGGUCCCUGAGGCAAAGGCUGUCAUGAUGGGGCAAGUUUGUGGGAAACUUUGCCUAGUUAGAACGUUCCUUUUUGAGUGGUGGCCACCUGACCCAUCCAGAAUCUCCCUGGUGAUGUUGGAAGGUAAAAUGGGAAACCAGAACUGGGUCCCCCCCGCACUUGUGUCUCAAAAGAUCAGAAUCUUCUCCUUUAGUACUCCCCGCUCAUGGAGACUCUGGAAAUCCAGAGCAACUGGCUGCUGAGAGGUUUCCUGAACCUCGUGACUUCCUUGUGUACAAGAACAAACUGGCACCCGUCAAGGCCAUGCUAGACUGCAAGGAAAACCCUUUAUCAAGAGCUUGUUAUUUGAUAUGUGUCCUCACAGCACUAGGCUUCACAAUGACAAAUGCCUGACCAGGCUCUGUUGCCUCUUUCCCCGAAGUUCAAGUAACCCCUGAGAACAUGAUGAUAUACCAUGAAAGACCCAAAUCCACAGGUACAUGAUGAAUCUUAGAGUAUCAACUUUACACCAAGAUUAUUAUUCUUUUUUUAAAAAAAUGUUUAUUUUUGAGAGAGAGAGAGAGAGAGAGAGAGAGACAGACAGACAGACAGAGUGUGAGUGGGAGAGAGGCAGAGAGAGAGGGAGACACAAUCUGAAGUAAGCUCCAGGCUCCCAGCUGUCAGCACAGAGCCUGACACAGGGCUUGAACUCACGGAUGGUGAGAUAGUGACCUGAGCCGAAGUCCGACGCUUAAUCGACUAAGCCACCCAAGUGCGCCAAGAUUAUUAUUAUUCUUGGUAUGGUGGUGGUGAGAAAGUUGUGUAAUUUAACCAAUAAGUAAACAUUGCAGACAUCAGGUUCGUAUUAAAACAAACAUAUAUAUACUUCUAUUCUCAAGUUAGUUAACAUACAGUAUAGUCUUGGCUUCAGGAAUAGGAUCCAGUGAUUCAUCACUUACAUACAACACCCAGUGCUCAUCCCAACAAGUACCCCCCCUUUUUUUGUUUAGUAUAUGUGCUGCCGAAGUGAGCACCCAAGAAGUGCCCUCCUUAAUGCCCAUCAUCUAAUUUCUCCACCAUCAACCCUCAGUUUGUCCUCUGUAUUUACGAGUCUUUUAUGUUUUGCCUCCCUCUCUGUUUUUAUCUUAUUUUUCCUUCCCUUCCCCUAUGCUCACCUGUUAAGUUUCUCAAAUAAAACAAACAUAUUAUGGAGUACAGAAUUGACAUGAAUUUUUGAGAUUAAAUAAGAGAUGUUCACAAACUUUUGCAUUUGUACUGGCUGUUGGGAUCUAGAUCCUCAGGGAUGUGAAUUCUUAAAAUUAUUUUUA
Messenger RNA from Panthera uncia (snow leopard), 13864 nucleotides. It is a transcript of the gene TRIM72, whose product is annotated as tripartite motif containing 72. The record is from RefSeq and is a predicted model, not a curated record. Bases 8600 to 10033 code for a protein of 477 amino acids. Gene Ontology annotation, molecular function: zinc ion binding; protein binding. The transcript is spliced from 8 exons. Lineage: Eukaryota; Metazoa; Chordata; Mammalia; Carnivora; Felidae.